Hyposmocoma kahamanoa is the source of this 1778-nucleotide messenger RNA. RefSeq lists its product as uncharacterized. The transcript has 6 exons. NCBI's taxonomy places the organism in Eukaryota, Metazoa, Arthropoda, Insecta, Lepidoptera, Cosmopterigidae. The record is from RefSeq and is a predicted model, not a curated record. Bases 203 to 919 code for a protein of 238 amino acids.
ACCAAUGGUUGUCAUUUGGGCAGUAUCGACCAUUUUUCUGAAAGAAAAAUAUGUUCUCGCCUCGAAGUGGAUUCGAAUCAAUUUUGGGACUUCGAAAUGAGUUCAUCAAAAUAAAGUUUUACUAGUAUUUCCUGUAUGAAAAGAAUAAUAUUGGUUCUUGGUUAAUUUCGUUACAUUCAUUGUGUACUUUCGCUUAUUUAAAAUGACUGAUCGGACUAUUGCAUCACGCCCAAGUUUGGAACAAGUCGUAGCAAUAGUGGAUUUUAUGGAGAAGCACCCAUCCCUAGCUCUGGGCCAGCUGCGAGGACUGGAAGGCCGGGACCAGAGCAAGAAGCUGUGGCAUAAAUUGACCUCUAUUGUUAAUAGCAUCAACGGUCCCAAUCGGCCAAUGAAGUCUUGGGUUAAGUAUUGGGCGGAUAAGAAAUCAACAGUGAGACAAAAAGUGCAGUCAGGUGGAGGAGAUCCUAAUACCCUAUGUUCCAACAUCGAGAGAAAGAUUUGGGACCUUUUCUUGGUUAAUGAUACACCUAAAACAAGAAGUUCAGUGAAGCAAGAAUCGUUUAUGGAAGAGAGCUUCUUCAAUGAGGACAGUAUGGAUCAGAACCAUGUCGAGUCGGAGCCGGUGCAUGUGUUCGAAGAGCCUAUGAUGGACUUUGAGGAAAGACAGAUGGCUGUUAUGGAGAAAUUAGUAAAAGUAAUGAGCGCCCAGGCGUCUGCGCUGUCGCAGUUGGCGCUCGCAUCUAACGCCAGCUCGCAAGCGAUGGAACGACUCGCCGAAGCCUCGCACCUUCAGGCGCAAGCAAUCGAUCGACUAGCAACUACGUUCGAGUCCAUAGGUGCUGCAACACACGAGGUUCGUAGCGCAGUAGUCGAUAUCGAUUCCACGAUGAAACGGUUCUACACCACUUCACCUGCGUAGCAUAGGUAUUUAACAGUGCGAUUAUAAUAUCACGAAUUUCGUCAAAUGAACUUUCGACCGGAACGUACCGGAUAUGACCAGUUUAAACUAAAUUUUACUGGAACUUGCCGAAUAAUACGACAGACAGUAUAAAAAUGAGAUAGAUGUGAAAUGAGAGAACAUUGCUUCGCAUAGAUGUCUUACAUUUAGUAUAAAGACUCUUAAAAACAAUGUCCAUGUUACCGGUAUAAACUGGAUUUGACCGGAUCAUAAGAAGACAAAUUGUGAUUAUAUUUUAUAUUUUUUUAAAAGAAAUUGAAGGAUUCUAUAAAAGUCAGUAUUAAGUGUUUACUCAGACAGAGUAUGCAGUAACUACUAAUGCUUCUCUAUGGAAAGUGACCUCGAAAGGACUGCGAUAUUUUUAAGGGGUUGAGUAGAGAGGACCUUUUUGGAAGUAUUAAAAUUAAAAUCAGCUGCCAACUCCAUUAUACUGCUCCAUCCAUCGCUUGUCGAAGAGGCGGCAGUUGACACUGCGUAAACAGUGAGUCGUUUGCCCCUUCUCCGGCGAGACGAAGUAGUCUAUCGAAGGCGUCAGUCGACCCCGUGUAAACGCGCCAUUAACUUCAAUACAUUAAUGAUUUCUGACUGUUGGCGUUUGUACUUUGUUAUUUAUAAGUUAAGCUGGUGAUAUAUCUGUGGCUCUAGUGAAAAGGGGUACGAGUAAAACAUCCCAAGUUGUUAAGACCUGUUGUUAAGGAUUUGUUUCACAGAAAUAUAUCUAGAUAGACGCCGCAAGUACAGCAAUUUGUAUGAAAACCGAGCGUGCGACAUUUUAUGUAUCCACCAUGACGUCACAAGAACUAUUUAGUGAUGGGAAACC